Messenger RNA from Sphenostylis stenocarpa, 843 nucleotides. NCBI's taxonomy places the organism in Eukaryota, Viridiplantae, Streptophyta, Magnoliopsida, Fabales, Fabaceae. The record is from the annotation of a GenBank genome assembly.
AUGGUGGUUGCGUCCAUUCGUCUUCUUCCUUCUCCAUUCAUCAUCUCUUACGCUCCUCGUCGCUUUCCAUAUUCAUGGCGCUCUCGUCCCUCUUCCACCAUUGCCUUCUCUACCAUCCACUCCAAAGUUUCUAAGGAAGAUGGCGGAGUGGAACUGGGUGGUGAUCAAAGACAAACGGAAAUUAUUUUUUUGGGGACUGGAACCAGUGAAGGGGUUCCUCGUGUUAGUUGCUUGACUAACCCUUUAAAUAAAUGUGAGGUGUGCUCGAAAGCAGCCGAACCGGGUAAUAAGAAUAGGAGACUUAACACAAGCAUCCUCAUUCGUCACCCCAAUUCUUCAGGAACACAGAAUAUUCUUAUAGAUGCGGGAAAGAUAAGAACAAUUGAUGCGGUUAUUAUUACUCAUUCACAUGCUGAUGCAAUUGGAGGUCUUGAUGAUCUUAGAGAUUGGACAAACAAUGUUCAGCCUCAUAUUCCAAUAUAUGUAGCCAAGCGAGACUUUGAGGUGAUGACAAAGACCCAUUAUUAUUUAGUAGAUACGAGUGUUAUCAUACCUGGUGCCAAAGUCUCAGAGUUGCAAUUCAAAAUCAUAUCGGAAGAAUCAUUUUUUGUACAUGGACUGAAGGAUGCUUUAAGACCUGAUCGCUCUACUUCCACACAUUUUGGACUUCCAAGAGCAUUGGAGGAAGUGCGAAAGAUUCAACCCAAAAGAACACUUUUUACUGGUAUGAUGCAUCUGAUGGAUCAUGAAGAAGUGAAUGACUACCUUGCGAGAUUAUUGGAGUCUGAGGGCCUUGAUGCACAACUGAGCUAUGAUGGUCUUCGUAUCCCAGUCAGACUCUAG